This is a messenger RNA of Aaosphaeria arxii CBS 175.79, 3367 nucleotides long. RefSeq lists its product as uncharacterized. Gene Ontology annotation, biological process: endosome organization; vesicle-mediated transport; intracellular protein transport. NCBI's taxonomy places the organism in Eukaryota, Fungi, Ascomycota, Dothideomycetes, Pleosporales. The transcript has 3 exons. Gene Ontology annotation, cellular component: HOPS complex; endosome. Bases 147 to 3059 code for a protein of 970 amino acids. Gene Ontology annotation, molecular function: protein-macromolecule adaptor activity. The record is from RefSeq and is a predicted model, not a curated record.
UGUAGGCGUCAUCCUGUAGCAACAAGAUACCCUUUCCGAACCACGCUGGGAGUUCCCAAUGGCGCAUAUCGAACACGAGCUGUAGUCCGACAUACUAGCCAUGCUGUGAUACCUUAGGAUAUUCCACCGCCAUCCGAACUCGAGAAAUGGCGCUUGAUAUGUCGACCGGCUAUGCUGCACCCAGCACGAGCAACCUGCAAGAUGCCGACGCAUCUCUUCCAAUGUUCAACGUUGAGCUCGUCUCGCUGCAAUUCUCUAUAUCCUCCGACUUUGUAGCGGCCGAGGUCGCCAAUAACGUCCUGAUACUGGCCCUAUCCACCGGUCGCAUCCUCCGAAUAGACCUUGAUAGUCCAGCAGACAUUGACGAUAUUGACCUCCCUAAGAAACCUAGCGAAGUUGGCAUAAUAAAGCGCUUAUUCCUAGAUCCCUCCGCAUCGCACUUGAUCAUCACCACCACUCUCGCCGAGAAUUACUACCUACAUACCCAAUCGCGAACACCGAAAGCUCUUUCAAGACUGAAAGGCGUGUCUAUAGAAAGCAUAUCCUGGAAUCCUUCACAACCUACCGCAUCAACAAGAGAGAUACUCAUUGGUGCAUCGGAUGGCAACGUCUACGAGGUCUACAUCGAGCCGUCAUCCGAGUUCUACAGACGCGAGGAGAGAUAUCUGAAGGGAGUUUAUAAAACAGAUGAUGGACCAAUCACUGGACUGUGGACAGAUCUUGUCCCUGGGAAGCCAGAUCUACGACGGGUCAUCAUAGCGACACCGUCUAGUUUCUUACACUUUGCGGGCAGGAUAGGGAGACAUGGGCACGAGGGAAGCGGCUCAAUCUUCUCUAGACUUUUUGAGAGCGAGAGCGCAACUGUACAUGAAGUAGGCAAUGUCUCUCCGAGCGCAAAGUCUCUCCUUGCCGUGUCUCCUGAGCGACCGGAAACCCCUUCGUCAGAUCAUGCGAAUGCGGAACGUAUCUUUGGCUGGUUGACAUCUCAAGGUGUUCUCCAUGGGAAGCUUUUCCUUUCCUCGGACACUUCUGAAAUAGGUGGUAAAGUGCUGUCAGACUCCCGAAUGUUACCUAGGUCGCAAUUACCACCAUCCCAGACUCCCAGUGGCCGCGCAAAAAAGACACAAGACCCAGUGAGCUCGAUGAUUCUGAGUCAGUGGCACAUCUUGCAGUUGGUGGAGGGCCGCAUUGUUGCCACCAACCGCCUUGACGAUACUGUUGUGCUCGACCAGACUGUUUUGGAACCUGGUCAAAGCGCGCUUGGAUUGGUCGCUGAUAUUAAGAAGAACACGUAUUGGCUUUUCACGACACAAGAGAUCUUCGAGAUUGUUGUCACGGACGAGACUAGGGAUAUAUGGAAGAUCUUGCUAAAAUCGCAGCAGUUUGAGGCAGCCUCACAAUAUGCGAAAACGUCUUCACAGAAGGAUGCUGUUGCUACGGCUUCGGGCGAUUAUCUCGUUGGCAAGGGCCAAUAUCUCGAAGCAGCUGCAGUGUACGGACGGAGCACUAAACCCUUCGAGCAGGUUGCGUUAACCUUCAUCGACAAAGGCGAACAGGAUGCCCUGCGGAAGUACUUGUUAACGAAGUUGACAACUUUAAAAAAGUCUUCCAUAAUGCAGCGUGUACUCGUCGCUACAUGGCUCAUUGAGCUAUACAUGGCAAAAUUGAAUGCUUUGGACGACACGAUAACAACUAAAGCUGAGCUUUCAGAGAGUAUGAAUGCUGCUGAGAGCCAAGAUCAACUGUCAUCCAUCAGAAUGGAGUUUCAAGAAUUUGUUACCAAGUACAAAGCCGACCUGGACCGCAAAACAGUCUACGAAAUAAUAAGCAGCCAUGGAAGGGAGGAAGAAUUACUACACUUCGCAACAGUAAUCAAUGAUUACAACUAUGUCUUAUCAUACUGGGUUCAAAGAGAACGAUGGCAGGAAUCGCUCACUGUUCUCAAGAAACAAACCGAUCCCGAAAUUUUCUACAAAUAUAGCAGCGUUCUCAUGGCUCAUGUACCCAUUGAUCUCGUGGAGAUCAUGACGCGACAAACCAACCUGGAGGCGCAGAAGCUAAUACCUGCUUUCCUCAACUACAACAACAUCACAAAGGCUCCUCUGAAACAAAAUCAGGCAGUCCGUUAUCUGCAAUUCGAGAUCAACCAGCAUCAGUCUACCGAUGCUGCAGUCCACAAUACGUUGAUUUCAAUCUAUGCCUCCCACCCAACGGACGACGAAUCAGAUCUUUUGGCGUAUUUGGAGGCUCAGUCGUAUGCACACGAGCAAAACUACGAUGCCGACUUUGCAUUACGUCUAUGCAUUCAGCACAAACGAGUGCAGUCAUGUGUCCAUAUUUACAGCUCGAUGGGCCAAUAUGUGCAAGCCGUGGAUCUAGCGCUCAAAUACGACGAUGUCGAUCUUGCGAGCACAGUUGCUGAUCGUUCAGAAACGGAACCUGCUCUUCGCAAAAAGCUUUGGCUGGCGAUUGCAAAGAAGGUGAUUUCUCAAUCGUCGGGUAUCAAGACAGCGAUAGAAUUCCUGCGCAGGGUUGAUCUCCUACGGAUAGAAGAUCUCAUCCCAUUCUUCCCCGACUUCAUUGUCAUUGAUGAUUUCAAAGAGGAAAUAUGUGCUGCGUUGGAGGAUUACUCGCGCAAGAUCGAUGAGUUGAAAAAGGAAAUGGAUGAAAGCGAAGAAACGGCCGCGCAUAUCAAGACAGACAUCAAGGCUUUAGAGCAGCGAUAUGCCAUUGUGGAGCCCGGCGAGCGAUGCUAUGUAUGCAGCUUACCGUUACUUGCUCGGCAGUUCUUUGUAUUCCCUUGCCAGCAUGCUUUCCAUAGCGAUUGCUUGGCUAAAAAAGUUGUUGAGUUGGCAGGUAUUGCGCGAGGAAAGCGCAUCGCUGAAUUGCAGAUGGAAGUGAGUAAAGGCACUGGCGUCGGCGCAAAGAGGGAGAAGGCAAUUCGGGAGCUUGAUGCCCUUGUAGGCUCUGCAUGUGUGCUAUGCAGCGAGAUGGCGGUCAAAAUGAUCGAUGAGCCAUUCAUUUCUGCGACAGAUGACAAGGAAGAAUGGGCGUUGUGAUCCAAUUCGACAGCGAUUGCAUACGUAAAGAACAAUUGCCAACUUCUUUAUUGGAAGACAUGCAGUGAUCGUGGCUAUUGAGAGUCUGAUCGAGUGGCACGAUCCGUUCUUCGAAAGGACGAGAAAGGAAUGCCUUGCAUACACGGCCAAGAGAUGCCAGUUGUGGAACAUCUCAUGGUCAUGACACCGCAUGCAUGCUAGUGGCGGGAUCUUUACCCUAAUCUCCGCAGCAUUUAGUUAAUGAAGCUUUUAGGUAGAAACUUAUUUACCCUGGUCAAUCAGGCUACCAUAGCUUCUUGCAUAUCCCC